AAAAGUUCGUUCAGUCAAAGAUCCGUGUCGUCAGCUGGCGUUUAAUUUCUCUAUUCAUAUCGUGUCGCUAGUUUUUCAAGUUUUUUUCAGAGGAAAAAGGAGAAAAAUUAAAAUUCCUUAUAAAAAGAAAAAUUGUUAAAAAACGAAUGCAGUUGUACGGUUGAAAAGUUUGCCUCGAAAAGAAAAUCUUUAAAACUUUGUAGUUCUAUUGGAAAAAUACAUAAUUUUCGAAUUAAAACUCGAAAAGGUGUUGCUUAACAAAAUGGCGAAAGUGACAAAAAAUUCAAGUGUAUUAGGAAGACGACUACAUUAGUUUUUUUUUUUUGGUUUGGUUUUGGUGUAUGAGAGUGCCAACACAAAUAUUCUUGGGAAUUUGUAGUUGUCGAGGAUUUUUGCACAAUAAAGUAAAUUAACUACACCAAACAACAAUUUCCUUUCUAAAAACGUGGACGUUUUUUCUGCCACGAGUUAGAAGAAGGCAAACGGAAAAAGAAGCACGGUCCGUCCCGUCCGAUUCAUCCAGAGCUGUUGUGAGCGGGCCAGCAGCAGCACACGUCGAACCGCCGCCAACCAGCCAUUGAAUAGUAGAAGUAAAUGUGAGUGACGUAGAGGACAACCCCAUACGGUUUUCUUAAUGAGAAAAAAAUGUCUUGGUCAUUGGUUUUCUGUAAGGGGAUUUCGGAAAUAUUUCCUAAAACGUAAUAGAAAUUUAUAUUCCGUGCACAAAAAAAUAUAUAUCAAAACAAGUGGUGAAGAAUCUUGAGAAAAAAAAAAACUGAAAAAUUCUACAUAUAUACGUCGGGUAAAAGUGCAGCUGUGUUGGAAAAACAUACGAAAGAAGGUUGUGCUAUUUGUUUGCAGAUCUGCGGCAUUGAAUUUGUUAAACAAUAUGUGUUAACAAGGAGUCAUUCCUUUAAUAUAAAACGGAGCAUUCAACAAAUAACCUUCUCAUCAUUAUCGUCCAUCGUUACAACAAAACAUCAAUUGGUGAAUGCGAAACAGAGACACUCAAAACAUAGUACGAGUCUCCAGCGCCCAUAAAUCUGCUACAGAUUAUUGCCAAAUUCAAAGAAAGAAACUAUACAAAAAAUACACUAAAAAAGGUGUAAAAUGCAUAAAAAUCCAAUGAGAAAACGGCGUAAUUAUAAUUUACACAAACUAAAAGUCUACCAGUAUCAGCAGCUUCAAGAAGAGCAACUACUAUUAGACGAGAAAACGUUAAAAGUAAUUCGGAUUAAAUUUGACAAACGAUACAAACGUUAGAAGAGUAGAAGAACACUUUGUGCUAUAUUAAGUCUUAACACUAACUUCAAUAAUUGGAUAAACAAAACACAAUAUCCAAAAUCAAUCAUUCAUCGGAAAUCAUCAAAACUAAUUUACUGACAUUCAUCCAUCCAAAAGAUUACAUCGAUUGGUAAAAAAAGAUUACAUCGAUUUUUAUUAUUGUUGUUGCAAAGCGUCGCGCCGCCUCCCUACUGCAACAACGCUACAUUGAGAAGGCAAAUUUGCACACAAAUUUGGUUUUCAACGUCCCCGGGUUUUAAGUAAAUCUACAAAAGUGAAACCAUUAAAAAUGAUGAAACGUACUCGCGAAGAAGUACAAUAUGGUGCACGUCCGGGUCCGGGUGGAGUCGGGGGUAGUGGCGGUGGAGGAGGGGGAGGUAGUGGCGUUACAGCCGUUGGCAAUGUGGUUACCGGUGGCACAGCCAGUGUAACCACAGGUGCCAUUAACAUAGGCACCGUUGUGCCCGGCACAGGCAAUAUAACGACGGCCGGUUCCAUUGCUCAUCAUCGUAUCUUAACACCGCAACAUGGCGGUGGCCAAACCAUAACCUAUUUACCCUCCAACACUCCGGUAACGGCAACCAAUCUAAAGACAUCUGCGGGUGGAAUUGUGGCCGACAGCAGCGGUGGCAAUACGGAUGGUAGUGCUACCACCGUUACUGGUGGCAUUGGUGGUCGCAUAACACAAAUUGGUGGCAAUACUGUGGUCUCAACUGGCAGUGGUCCGGUGGGUACUGGGAGCGGUAAUCCCAACACAGUUGUUCAACAGCAAACUGUACAAUAUUCAACUUCCUAUAAUGUAGCUUCCAUACCAGCCGGUGGUACACUUAAAACUGGACCAGAUGGUGCGGUACAAAUUCAUGUAACGGGCGGUGCAGCCGGCGCCGUACCUAUUGUUGCCAAUCCCACAGUGCCACAGACAACAAAUUCGGUGCGGCAACGUACCAUAAGUGGUACAACCCAAAGUAGUAACAUCUCAUCUUCGUCACAGACAAUGGUGCAACAAACUUCGGCACAAAGUGGUAGUGGCGGCGGCAGCGGUUCACAAAUAUCAACGGGGCCAUCUUCUGCACCUCAACCCGGACAACCGGGUGCACCACCGCGUCUAAAAGUAGAAGAUGCUCUCAGCUAUUUGGACCAAGUUAAAUAUCAGUAUACCGAUCAACCACAAAUCUACAAUAAUUUCCUUGACAUCAUGAAAGAAUUCAAAUCACAUUGCAUCGAUACUCCCGGCGUUAUACAAAGGGUAUCCACACUCUUCAAGGGUCACACCGAGUUGAUAUAUGGAUUCAAUAUGUUCUUGCCUCCAGGCUAUAAAAUUGAAAUACAUUCAGAUGAGUUGGGCUGUUCGGUUCCGGUGGUAUCGAUGCCUUCACCGCCAGGUUCAGCACCUGGAAGUGGCACCACAGUGCACGCUGUUUCAGGCACCGCCAUGACAAUUGGUCAUAAAAUCGGCAGCAAUGCUGCCAAUCCAACAGUACAUCAAAUGCAAACUGCCACAACUGCUGGUGCAGUCAAUCUGAUGACCCACGGUGGUACGUCACUGUCGCAGACAACAAUUCAUGCCUUACAGCCUCCGUCAGCGACACAACAAUCUCCAAAUCCAGCUGCAGCUGGUGGUGGUCAUACGCCCUCUCAUGUUCCGCCACAUGCCAGUGCAUCGCCAGCACCGGCACAAGUGACCGUGGCAUCAGUAAAUGCCGGAGCACCACCGUCGAAUAUGCCACAGAACUAUUCACGAGAUAGAGAUCGGGGUGGUGUGACAAUGUCAGCAGCGAACCUACCACCCGCGGCAGGUGGCAUGGUUGUUGGUGGGCCGCCUACACCGAAUUCCCUAAACGAUUUAAGUGUACAGGGCCAUCACAAUCUGCAUCAUAUAUCCCAGGCACAUCAAUCAAUGUUGAUGGGUGAAACGGCACCUACACCCGGGGCAGCGCCUCAGCAACCAGUCGAAUUCAAUCAUGCCAUAACCUAUGUUAACAAGAUAAAGAAUCGUUUCCAAAACCAACCCGAAAAGUACAAAAAAUUCCUCGAAAUCCUACACACCUAUCAGAAGGAGCAGAAAGUCAUCAAAGAAGGCUCGACGGGCGUUAAUCAGGGAAAAACUCUUACUGAACAAGAAGUCUACACCCAAGUGGCUAAACUCUUCGGACAAGAUGAAGAUUUGUUACGAGAAUUUGGCCAGUUCUUACCGGAUGCCACGAAUCAUCAAGCUCAACAGUACAUGACGAAGUCGCACAAUGAUCAUAAAAGGGCCACAACAACGGCCUUAAGUGGUGGAGCACACAUAACAAUGUCACCGGCCGGAGGUGGUGUACCAGCUGCUGGUUCGCCUCUACAUUUGAAUAGCGGUGCCACAUUGUCACAAAUCAGUACAACAGCCCAUGCUGCCGCCCUGGCUGCUGUCAACACCAGUGUUAGCCUGAAAACUGCCUACAAUAAUUCCCAACAAAAUCAUGUAUUAAGCAGCGCUGCAGGUGUUGGAGGACGUGGAAUUGAUCCUGGCAGUAUAGGCCCAGGUAGUGUGGGUUCCAGUGCUGGGGGUGAUAUUCUCCUUGAGAAAGAUUAUCGCUCAAAUGUACAUGUUAAUGUACAUCAUCAAGGUGCAGGCGGUGGUGGUGUCGGCGGUCCACAUCAUCUGCCCGGCGGCAAUACAGCAUCGUGUAAUAUUCGAGGAACUUACGAUUCUAAAGACUCACAUCGUAGCAAUCAUCAUGCUUCAGUGGUGACGGGUUCACAGAAAUAUCUUUCGCACCACCAUCAUGGCCACAACCAGGCGGGCCAGGCAAACAUGAGUGGUGGCGUCGCCGGGGGCGUUCACAAUAUGAGUAAUAUGGGCAGCAAUGUGUCGAAGAAAUCACCAAGUUAUGGUGGUCUGGCAUCGGGUAUGCCGCCGGGUAGUGGCAUACCUCCACAUCUUCAAGGUGGCUCAACAAAUGUCUCCAGUUUAAAUUAUGUUUCCUCACCAGGCAACACCUAUCACAAUCAAAUGUCUCAUACAGCCGGAUCCCGCAGGCAUGCCGACGAUAUGAGUGGCGGCGGUGUGGGUGGAGGUUUGGGCGUACCACCAACAAAACGUCACAAACCCAUAUACAGGGAUAUUUCAUUUUCGGAGGCAUCGCGCAAGUGCAGCAUACAAGAUGCUGCCUUCUUUGAUAAAGUGCGGAAAUCACUGCGCAAUCCCGAAGUCUAUGACAACUUUUUGCGUUGUCUCACCCUGUACACACAAGAAAUUGUUUCCAAGACUGAACUCUUAACGUUGGUUACCCCGUUCCUUAGCAAAUUUCCGGAACUGUUUCGUUGGUUUACGGACUUUUUGGGUCCGCCUAUAUCACAGGUUACUGGAGCGAAUUGUGGUCUCACCGGCGGCAGUCAUUCCGAAGGUAUUCCUCUGCAAGCCGCCCAACGACAUGGUGGUGGCACCGGUGUAAAUAGUAGUUCCGGCCUGACAAAGCACGACGGCGGCAGUGGCCUAAGCGAACGUCAAAAUAAUUUGCAAAAUACCGACCAUCAUCAAGAGAUCGAUUUGUCAUCGUGUAAACGUCUGGGUGCUUCCUAUUGCGCCCUGCCGCAAUCGACAAUACCGAAAAAAUGCUCGGGCCGGACGCCUCUGUGUCGUGAAGUGCUCAAUGAUAAAUGGGUGUCGUUCCCAACGUGGGCCAGUGAGGAUUCUACAUUUGUUACAUCGCGUAAAACGCAAUUUGAGGAGACUAUUUACAGGAAUAUUCACAGAACUGAGGAUGAACGUUUCGAACUGGAUGUGGUCAUCGAAACGAACAGUGCAACAAUACGUGUCCUGGAAGGUGUUCAAAAGAAAAUGUCACGCAUGUCUCCCGAAGAUUUGGCCCGCUAUCAUUUGGACGACUAUUUGGGUGGAACUUCGCAAACCAUACAUCAGCGAGCCAUAUAUCGAAUAUAUGGCGAGAAGGCAGGCGAAAUAAUACAAGGUUUGAAAAAGAAUCCCUCGGUUGCAGUGCCCAUUGUGCUCAAGAGAUUGAAAGUCAAAGAGGAAGAAUGGCGGAAAGCUCAAAAGAAUUUCAACAUUCAGUGGCGAGAACAAAACGAAAAGUAUUAUCUGAAAUCUUUGGAUCAUCAAUCGAUUAAUUUCAAGCCGAAUGACAUGAAAGCUCUGCGUUCGAAAAGUCUUUUCAAUGAAAUUGAAACGCUUUACGAUGAGCGCCAUGAUCAGGAAGAUGAAAAUGGUGAACCCAUCACAGGCCCACAUUUGAUCCUACCCUAUAAGGAUAAAACCAUAUUAGAUGAUGCAGCUAAUUUGCUAAUACAUCAUGUGAAACGUCAGACGGGCAUUCAAAAACAGGAGAAAACCAAAAUCAAACACAUUCUGAGACAAUUUGUGCCCGAUUUGUUCUUUUCCACAAGACAGCCGUUAAGUGAUGAUGAACGUGAAGAUGUAUUCCCGUUUUUAAUAGAUGAUAACGACAAAAUGGACGUUGAUUCGGCAACGCCAACUUGCAAACAAGAAAAUAGGAAUAAGACAAAUGUUACAACGUCGUCGUCGUCGUCAACGACCAUAACAUCGUCAAGCUCAGUCUCGUCCGCCGCCGCCUACUCUUCCUGCACGUCAGCAGCAGCGUCUACAGGGGCAACAUCUUUAACAUCCACAACGGCCGCAGCAACAGCCACAACAACAUCAUCAGCAACACUGUCCGGUUUGCCUGCCAUUAAAACUGAAACAGAAGCCAUGGACACUAAAGAGAAUCUUGUACCUCCUUCAACUGUAAUAAAUAAUAAUGCAUUGGCCUCGACUGUGGAACCCUCUGCUGCUGCAGCAGCAACCAGUUCUUCCAUUACAUCGUCGUCUACGCUGGCGAUAUCCACAGCGGCGAUUAUAAGUAGUGAUAAAAACCCCGAGUCCAAAGGUGGUGGUGAUACAUCCAAAGAGUCCAAUAAUGCUGCCUCCAAUAUGUCAGCAAGUACUGCAACUACAGCAGGAGGUGAUACAAUCCCAACAUCCAGUACAUCAUCAAUAAAGGCGACGACGACGCCAUCAGAAUUGAGUACAAAUUUUGCAAAUUGUGAUUCCAAGACUAAUACAACAACAGAAACAACAUCAUCAGCUGUAGCAACACCAUCGGCGUCCACCAGCAGCAGCAGCAGUGGCAUAUCAACAAUAACAACAACUGCUGCUGCAUCAAUGGCCACAGCAACAGCAAUCACAACAAAUCCUCCUCCGUCAUCUUUGUCGUCACCAGCGACAACAGAGAAUUUGACAAAUGCCACCAACACAACUACCGUCGUCUCUGUAGACGGCAUUAAAACUGAAAUCAAAAUGGAGGAUGAGGAAAUGCCCUCAUCGGAUAUCCCAGUACCACCGCAUGCAAUUAGCAAACAUAUGGACGAAGCCUACACCCUCUUUUAUGCUAACAACAAUUGGUAUUUAUUCUUCCGUCUGCAUGCCAUACUCUGCGAACGUUUACGCACCAUGUAUGAACGUGCUCAAAUUAUUGCCGCCGAAGAAGAGAAAUACAAACAGAAUCGUCGCGAAAACAUCGCACAAGCCCUAAGACUGAAACCGAAAUCUGAAGUAGCCGUCGAAGACUACUAUCCAACGUUUCUCGACAUGCUGAAGAAUGUUUUGGAUGGCAACAUGGAUUCGAAUACAUUUGAAGAUCAGAUGCGUGAAAUGUUCGGCAUACAUGCCUACAUCUCGUUUACCCUCGACAAGGUGGUAUCGAAUGCUGUGCGCCAACUGCAGAAUUGUGUCACGGAACGUAUUGCCUUGGAUUGUGUUGAGUUGUUCCAUCAUGAACAGAAGAAGGGUGCGGCCGGUGGUCUGUGUCGCAAUGCGAAUAAAUCGUUCAAUGCUGAAAUGCAUUAUCAGCGCAAGGCCGAAGAGAUUUUGCAUGAGGAGAAUUGCUUUAAAAUAUAUAUUUAUAAGAUUGACUGUCGUGUGACAAUCGAGUUAUUGGACACGGACAGCGAUGAUGUGGCCGAACGUGAAAAACCUGUAAAUAAAGUUAAAUCAUGGUCGAAAUAUGUCGAUCGUCUGACCAAUCCAACAUCGGCCAAUAGCAGCCACAGCAAUACUAAUGCCAAUUCGCCAAAUUCAUCCAGCAACAACAACAAUAACAACAACAAUUCAUCAUCGAACCUAGAUGCGAGCAACAAUCUAACAAACAACGAAAUUAAAACCGAAAGAUGGGACGAAGAUGGUUUGGACAUGCAUGCACCACGAAAACCAAGAUUUUUGAAACGUAACAAGCGUUUGGCCUAUUUGAAAGCAGCAAAUCAUUUGAACAUGUUGAGGGAAACUCCACCAAAUACUGGAGCAGGAGGAGGUGGAGUGGUGGCAAGUGGCUCAAAUGCUGUACCAGGUGGUGUCAUUUCCUCCUCUUCCUCGUCGGCAAACGAAAAUAUUUCCACCAGCAAUAGCAACGAUGUGCUGAACAGCAGCUUCUGGAGUAAACGACCCCCCGAACGUUUGGGCAAUCUGCGACUGCCAAGCGAAAAAUAUUUCAUAAAUGAUCGUGAUGAGAUCAAAUUGAAUGCCUCGGGUCGUCAAGUUUUUGUCAUCAAUAAGAAUCUCAAAUUUUUCAAAUUGGAUUCUGUGAGAAAAGCAAAAAUGUGUCACAUGCGUGUCACCCAAUCCAAAUAUAAACGUUUCCAACAGUUUGCCCAAAAUUGGCUAAACACCAAUGUCAGCGGAGACCAGCAGCAGCAGUGCAACGAAUGGCUAUUGGGCAAUUCCAACAACAUCAACACUUCUGCUGCUUCCAACAACAAUAGCAUGUCUAUUCCAAAAACCCUAAUGAUAAUACAAAACGAUUUGAAAAAGACACCAUAUCAUCCAUAUCAUCGGUAUAAGGUAUUAAAUGUGACAACUGGAACAACGCCGGGCAGUAUUGCUGCAGCAGUGGCUGCCAUUGGCGCUGCCGGUGGUAUAUCUACAAAUAUCAUAACCACAUCAUCAUCCUACAAUACAACAAUAACAAAUGCAAUUAGUGCAAAUUCAUCGUUGGCCCCGACAGCGGCUUCGACGGCGGCUGUGACAUCAAUGGCUGGUGGCAACAUCAUGGCUGGCAGUGCUGCAGGUGUUAAUCUGACAACAUUGGCCAAUGUAACGACCCUUAAUGUGGUGGGCACCGGCGUGCCAUCAACGGUUACAAUUAAUGAUGGUAGUGGUGGUGGGGGUGGUACCACCAUUACAUCCUCCUCAUCUUCGACAACCCCCAUUUUAUUGGCAACUACAAAUUACAAUAGUGUGGAUGGCAUCAUACAAUCAACAUCUGUGUCGGCGGCUGCCGCGGCAUCAGCAUCAUCCCAAGAACAACCUGCCCAGGUUAGACCCUUGGAAAGCUAGAAGAAAUAAAUUAGUGAAAUAAACACCCUAUCCAAAUUGUUAAUGUAAACUUGUAAAUAGAUUGUAAUUGCAUUUUGAAUCCCAAACAUUAUUUUAAGCGAAAAAAAAUAUUUUGAAGCUCAAUAUUCUGUUGUUUUUUAGAAAACCUAGCAAAAUUGAAAUGGGAAUUUCAAUCUACUAUAAUUUCAAACCUCAAACAACAAUCGCAAUAGAAUCACCACACAAUCUGCUGGACAAAAAGUUGUUAAUAAAUUAACUAUGAAUAUAAGCGUUUUUAUACCCAACACGAACUCCACCACCACCAGCUCCACCAGACACCCAAGUAGUGUGCAGGCUAGAUUUACUUGUUUCUUUCGUCGUGUAAAAAGUCACUAAAUAAUAAAAAUUAUAAAUAAAUAUUAUUCAAAAUGUUGUUAAUGCAAAGAAAAAUAUUUAAUUUUCUUUUCAAUAUGAUUUUUUAGAUUCCUUCCUUUGUAGAUCUUAAAUGUACUUGUAAAAAAUUAUGCAUACAUUCAAAAAACUUAUAUAAUAUACUAACUACCACAAGCCGAAGUGGGCCACAUAUGUUGAUAUGUACACAUAGGCGGCCCCACUUUGCUCUUCUCUUCUUUUUAGCUAUCAUAGAAAUUAGACUUAGGUGUUUUUAUAUGAAAUGAAAUUGAUGAAAAACAAUCAAAUCCUCUGCUCCAAGAAAAACAAGAAAAGGAAAAGAACCACCACCCCACACACCCAGACAAAAAAAGUAACUAUAAAUAAUUCUUAGCAUAAGUUUUAUUUAAGGAAAGAUUAGGAUAUAUGAUUUCCUUUCUUUGCAAAAAUAAAAUUGUUAGGUAUUACAAAUAAAUAAUCGUUUAUAGAGUAUUUCAGAGUAAUAAACACAAUAACAAUAAACACAAGAAAACCUUCAAUCUACCACUUACUUGUAGCUAUUAUAUUAUAUAGUUCUAAUUACAUUGUUUUUUUUUUCUUUCAUUAAGUUUAAUUCUUAUUUGUAUUGCUAUUUACUAUUAUCAUUAAUCUAAUUAAUCUAAUAUAUUACUCUUGUAAAUGUUAUCAUUAAUUCCUUAGAAUUGAAAUAAGGAUAUGAUUAUAAAUUUAUAUAUAUACAUAUUAUGUAUAUGUUAUUUCAUAUAUAAAUAUAAUAAAAAUAUAUAUUGAGAAAAAUGAGAUAAACAACAAUUAUAGUUUAAAGAAAUAAAAACAAAACUACACACACAAAAUAAACAUUUUAACAUUUUUGUAAAAAAAA
Molecule: messenger RNA, 9854 nt
Organism: Musca domestica (house fly)
Lineage: Eukaryota; Metazoa; Arthropoda; Insecta; Diptera; Muscidae
Gene: Sin3A
Product: paired amphipathic helix protein Sin3a
Exons: 12
Coding region: 1574-8605 (2343 amino acids)
Biological process (GO): negative regulation of transcription by RNA polymerase II
Cellular component (GO): chromatin
Molecular function (GO): transcription corepressor activity
Source: RefSeq, a predicted model, not a curated record